AUGGUAUGGCUUGGGGCUUGUUAUGCAGGUGUGACAAAGCCGAUUGUUUUUGAACCAUUUGAAAGAUUAACCCAAUACAAUUAUAGCGACGACGUUUUGCCAUUAGCAUUAUCUGAAGGUAAACGACUAAUUGGUGACACAUUCAUUUAUCAACAGGAUAAUGCUCGUUCACAUACUGCUGGAAAUUCACAGAUGUGGUGUGAACAACAUUUUCCCGACUUUAUUGAUUCAAAACGGUGGCCUCCCAACAGCCCCGACCUGAAUAUCUUGGAUUACUAUGUAUGGAAUGCUGUAGCUCAACUAAUGAGAUGGGACAAAGUUCAGAAUUAUCAAUCAUUACAACAAGAAAUCAAAAGAGCAAUACGAUUAGUACCAGUAACUGAAGUGGCGAGCAGCAUUGAUUCAUGGUCUCGUCGUAUUCUUCAAGUUUUAAAAAAAAGGGAGCAUAUAUUAAAUAGUUUUUUUUAA
Messenger RNA from Didymodactylos carnosus, 468 nucleotides. The record is from the annotation of a GenBank genome assembly. NCBI's taxonomy places the organism in Eukaryota, Metazoa, Rotifera, Eurotatoria, Philodinida, Philodinidae.